Messenger RNA from Selaginella moellendorffii, 1455 nucleotides. RefSeq names its product protein ABHD11. The transcript is spliced from 14 exons. The coding region runs from base 1 to 1455 and encodes 484 amino acids. Lineage: Eukaryota; Viridiplantae; Streptophyta; Lycopodiopsida; Selaginellales; Selaginellaceae. The record is from RefSeq and is a predicted model, not a curated record.
AUGGCCGUGGAGGCAAAGCACACGAAGGCGUCGCAUCUCCAUGACUUCGUUCCUCUACAAAGCACUACAGAGAAAGAACACGCAGCGCUUGCAAGUCGCAUAAAUCAGAGAAUUGUGCUUUGGUCGGUCCCGGGUUCGAAACGCGUAGGGCCGUUUUGUCAACACCAAACUUCGUGUGGUGGGCACAAAGCAUGGAGCGCAUCGCCACUUGUUUCCGAGGGGGCAUGCAGCAACAGUCUGAAGCUGCAGGAAACAGGUGCGGGUGCGGGUGCGGGUGCGGUUGCUGAUACAGGUGCAGGUCCAGGUGCAGGUUCAGGAGCGGAUGCAGAACCAGAGCACCCGCUACAUUUUCUGAGGAUGGACACUAUGAUGGCCAUGUCUGGAGGAACUCUUCCGCAAGAAUUUCAGCGGCCAUUGGGUCCAAGAUCUUCAGUGCUAGGUUGUUCUCACAGCAAGGCAAAGAUUUUGCAAUCUAGCACGUUGCGGACGAGGGUAUGUUAUCGGAUCCAGAUGACGAUUGCCACUCAAGAUGAAGUUAUUCUUUCCAGGCCAAAGAUUAGCCCAAUUCUGGCCUAUGAUCUGGUGCAAGGCCCUUUGGUCCGGUGGAGUGAAGCUAGAGACAAAGCUACACCCGAGCCUCCGACUGCGGUAUUCCUCCAUGGAAUUCUCGGCUGCAGGAAAAACUGGGCCUCCUUUGCAAGAAGACUGGCCAAAGAAUUUCCGGCAUGGCAGUUUUUGCUCGUAGAUUUACGUUGCCAUGGGGAUUCAUCGCUUAUGCCAGGCUCUCACACUGUUUCGUCCUCUGCCCUUGACGUACUUAAGCUUCUAGGGAAGUUACGACUGACUCCACGAAUCUUGGUAGGACACAGUUUUGGAGGAAAAGUUGUUUUGAGCAUGAUCGAUCAAGCUGCCAAACCUUUGGCUCGUCCAGUCCAAGCAUGGAUCCUGGAUGCAACACCGGGAGAAGUACGAGCACGCGGAGGUGGUGAAGAUCAUCCAGCGGAACUCAUUGAAGCCUUGCGAAGAUUGCCUGCUCAGGUACCUUCGCGACGAGUUGUGUUGAACUCCUUGACAGACUUUGGCUUCUCAGAGGAAAUCGCGAAGUGGAUGACAACAAACCUCAAACCAGCUCGAGAUAGCUCGGAUUUAUUCUGGACAUUCGAUUUAAAUGGCAUUUCCGACAUGUACAGAUCAUACGAAGAUACAAACUUGUGGAACCUGGUAGACAACGUACCAGAGGGAGUCCAUCUCAAUUUCUUGCGAGCCGAGCGCAGCUUGCAUCGCUGGGCUCACGAAGACAUCCAAAGAAUCGACGACGCCGAGGCUUCCGCUUCAAACGAAGGCGCUGGUGUCGAUCUUCACGUUCUUGAAGACUCGGGUCACUGGGUAAGUCUGAAAACUUUCACAAUCUCCAAACCUUUCACUCGCUCUGUUACAUACUCUGACAGGUGGUGA